This is a messenger RNA of Haliotis rufescens (red abalone), 2310 nucleotides long. RefSeq names its product protein O-glucosyltransferase 2-like. The transcript has 10 exons. Gene Ontology annotation, molecular function: glucosyltransferase activity. The record is from RefSeq and is a predicted model, not a curated record. NCBI's taxonomy places the organism in Eukaryota, Metazoa, Mollusca, Gastropoda, Lepetellida, Haliotidae. The coding region runs from base 196 to 1749 and encodes 517 amino acids. Gene Ontology annotation, cellular component: endomembrane system.
AGGUGCUUGUUUAAACAGCGCCUGUCCUAUACGGUUCACCAACUUUCAUUCACCAGCAAGCUUCAUCACCAUCCAGUCGAUGCAUGGAUACAGGUUGCAUGUAGCACAUCUGGCUCCUCCUUAUCCAAAGAUAGUUGCACGAUAGUGCCAUUUAAACAUUACUAUCGGUAUUCUUGAGUGAACCCUAGAUUCAGCAUGGUUUCAAGGAAGAGUCAACCUAUUUGCUAUACCUCCAUUCUAAUCGGAGUUGCCGUGGCGUCUGCGGUCACCAAAGGGGAUGGCGAUGGAAAAGAAAGAGAGGUUGCUCCAGACAACUGUUUGAUUUGGGGACCUGGCCUGACACCCAGAAUUGCUCUACCUGUUCGAUAUUUCUACAUUCAAGCUGUCGAUCAGUUUAAUCAGAAUUUCACGGAGUCGGUUGGAUCGCAGGCGUUUAAAUUCGACAUCAACUUGUCGGAUGGUAGUCGUUUACGGAGUGUUAGAGUGGAUGUUAUUGACAGACGGGAUGGAUCGUACAUCGCCAGAUUCCGUCUCCUCAAGGCGUCAGUGGAAAACGUCAUCAUCACCGUCUUGUACGACGGCAGGCAAGUCGCAGCAUCGCCUUAUAAAUUGAUGGGCCCGAUCUAUGAUGAGCAUUGCGACUGUCCACAACCGAACCUCCAGGAAUGGUUCUCCACUAUGAUGUGUCCAGCCACCUACAAGCAGCUGCAGCAGGAUCUCAGCAUCUUCCAAGACCCACUAGACUUUGAUAAGGUGGCAAAGGAAGCUGUGGAACGGUUUUCUGGCACCUUUAGCCACUACAAGAUCAUCGCUAACAAGAUAUACAGGAAGGAUUUCUUUGGUACAAGGCGCAUUACUGGAGUGUCGUUUAUAGACGAAAUUCUGCUGUCACUCGCACGUAAAGUAAAGCUGCCAGAUGUUGAAUUCAUCAUGAACCUAAGUGAUUGGCCUAAGGAGAAAAAGGAUAUUAAGGACGGACCCAUCCCUAUUGUCUCCUUUUGUGGAUCUGAUGACAGCAGAGAUAUAGUUCUACCGACCUAUGAAAUGGUUAAAUCUACUAUAUAUAUGUUAGAAAGACACAACACAGACCAAUUCUCUGUCCAAGGCAAGACUGGGCCAGUUUGGGAGGAAAAGACCAACUUGGCCUUUUGGAGAGGGAGGGACAGUCGACGGGAACGUCUGGACUUAGCUGUCAUGGCGCAGAAACAUCCAGAUGUCUUCAACGUGUCUCUGUCACGGAUGUCCUUCUUCCCGAAGGAUGAGAAGUACGGGAACAUAUCCAAACACGUCAACUUCUUUGACUUCUUUCAGCACAAGUACCAGAUCACAAUCGACGGCACUGUGGCCGCAUUCCGACUGCCUCUUCUUCUAGCCUCAGACUCUGUUGUCCUGAAACAGGACUCCACAUAUUACGAACACUUCUACCACGCCCUGGAGCCAUACGUUCACUAUAUACCCUUCAAGAGCGAUCUCAGUAACCUCUUAGAACAGAUCCAGUGGGCGAAGGACCACGAUGAAGAGGCCAAGGCUAUCGGGCGAAGGAGUCAGGACUUCGUGCUGGAGCACCUCACACCACGCCACCUGUACUGCUAUCACGUCAAGGUCUUGCAUGAACUUUCCAAACUGUUAAAGAAUAAACCGAAAUUGGAAGAGGGUUUCGCUUUAGUAACAUCCAAGGAUCCGAUUUCUAAGACCUGUGACUGCAAAGAGUUCGACCAGGCACAGGAACAGCCUCAUACAGAACUAUAGAGUGGGUCUCUGGGGCCCUCGAGAUGAAGUACGGGGCCCUCGAGAUGAAGUACGGGGCCCGCGAGAGGAAGUACGGGGCCCGCGAGAGGAAGUACGGGGCCCGCGAGAGGAAGUACGGGGCCCUAAGGGGCAACACUUUUAGUUAUGGUGUCUUUAGUUGCCGUAUACGAUGUCAUAUUAGGUUAGCAUAUAAAACAUUGGGCUCGGCGUCAGCGGUAUACGGUGUCAUAUUAGGCUGACGCAGAGCCUAAUAUUAUUUAUGCUAACCUAAUACGACACCGUAUACGACAACUAAAGACACCAUAACGAAUUUAUUAUGUCGAAAAGUUUACAUUCUCUGGUAUCCAUAUCGCACAUUUUGCCUUUUAUCAGAGAUUUCCUCAUCGGUGCUACCAUCAAAGCGUUUGACAGCAUUUGCUGAUGUCAAAGGGAGACCACUCUUCAAACCUUAGAGGCCAAACCUUGUUGAAAAUUUUAACUAUAAUCUAUAUCAAUAAAGUCACGAACGUGAUCUGAAAAAAGAUUAAUGUCCUUGCACAUCACAAUUAAUGAUAGUAAAAC